UCGAGCAGGUAACUGGGCGCGUCAGCGCGUGGUGGAGCCGGGGCGCCCCGAGAGCCGUGCGUGGAGGCCCCGGCCCCGGCGGGGAGGGGGCCGACGGGCUCAGAUUAAUUUUAAAACUGGAAGUUUGUAUCUUUUGCUGGAUAUUGGAAAUUAAGUCUAAUGGCAGCAGACUUUAUAAAGAGUUGCUGUAAAGGAUGUUUCUAUGGUGAAACAGAAAAGCACACCUUUUCUGUGGAGAGAGACUUUAAAGCAAAAGUUUCGAAUGGUCAAAAUACUGCUAUCUGUACACCUCCAUUGACUUCUGUUUCUGUAAAGCCUCAGGUUGGCUGUACUGAGGAUUAUUUACUUUCCAAAUUACCAUCUGAUGGCAAAGAAGUACCAUUUGUGGUGCCCAGGGUUAAGUUAUCUUAUAUUCAGCCCAGGACGCAAGCAACUCCUUCACAUCUGGAAGAACUUGAAGGAUCUGCCAGAGCAUCUUUUGGAGAUCGGAAGGUGGAACUUUCCGGUUCAUCCCAGCAUGUCCCCAGCUAUGAUGUCUAUAACCCAUUCUAUAUGUAUCAGCACGUUUCACCUGAUCUGAGUCGGCGCUUUCCUCCUCGUUCGGAAGCGACGAGACUGUAUGGAUCAGUUUGUGAUUUAAGGACCACCAAACUUCCUGGCUCCCCUGGGCUGAGCAAGUCUAUGUUUGAUCUUACAAGUUCAUCUCAGAGAUUCAUCCAGAGAGAUGAUUCGUUCUCCAGCGUGCCCAGUAGUUGUUCGUCAAGGAAGAAUUCUCAGGGGAGUAACCGAAGCCUGGAUACAAUUACUCUGUCAGGAGACGAAAGAGAGUUCGGGAGAUUGAACGUGAAAGUAUUUUAUAAUUCUUCAGUAGAGCAGAUCUGGAUCACGGUUUUACAGUGCAGAGAUUUAACUUGGCCCUCUAGUUAUGGAGACACUCCUACUGUUUCUAUAAAAGGAACGCUAACACUCCCCAAACCAGUGCAUUUCAAAUCUUCAGCCAAGGAAGGCUCCAAUACUAUUGACUUUAUGGAAACUUUUGUAUUUGCUAUUAAACUCCAAAGUCUGCAAACUGUGAAGCUUGUAUUUAAGAUUCAAACCCAGACUCCCAGGAAGAAGACGAUCGGAGAAUGCUCACUGUCACUCAGAAGUCUGAGCACACAGGAGACAGAUUACUCUCUGGAUAUAACACCACUUUCAAAAAUUUCUGUUUGCCACGCAGAGCUUGAAUUGGGGACUUGCUUUCAAGCAGUAAAUAGCAGAAUUCAGUUACAGAUUCUUGAGGCGCAAUACCUCCCAAGCUCAUCAACACCACUGACUUCGAGUUUUUUUGUGAAGGUGGCAAUGUUUAGCUCAGGAGAGUUGAUUUAUAAGAAGAAGACACGCUUACUGAAGGCCUCCAAUGGAAGAGUAAAGUGGGGAGAGACUAUGAUCUUUCCGCUUAUACAGAAUGAAAAAGAAAUUAUUUUUCUCAUUAAGCUUUAUAGUCGAAGCUCCGUGAGAAGAAGACACUUUGUGGGGCAGAUUUGGAUAAGUGAAGACAGUAAUAACGUCGAAGCAGUGAACCAGUGGAAAGAGACAGUUACAAACCCAGAAAAGGUGGUUAUCAAGUGGCACAAAUUAAAUCCGUCUUGAAGACUUCACACAUUCAUUUGGUGAAGAACUUGACGUUCUUUUAGAAGACUUAUGGCUUCAGUUUCCUACCAAUGAGAAGAGACAAAUUAAUGCAUUUGUCGAUUCAUUUAUGGAGGCCAUAAUUAUAGUAUAUAAUGGAUCUGAUAGAAAAUUAAACUUGAUAAAAAAUGGGGUGAAUUAUAUCAGAUAUCCCAAGUAGAGGAAUUAUUUUAAAACUGCUGAAAUAGACAGUAAAUGAAAGGAUAGUAUUCCUAGGGCAACUAAGUAAAUUAUGACAUCAAUGAGAAUAUCAGCCGCCGAUAGUUAUUGCUAUAUUAUGUUUAUGGGUUUCUUUGAAGCUUUACCUAGAUAUUCAAAAUCUAGUGUAUCAAGUCUCUUCUAGUACUUUUAGACAUUUAGAAGACUUUCCCACCAACUGUUUCAGUGCUAGUCACCACUGAUGAGAUCUCGACUCCACCGUUUACCUUUUGCUACGUAUUUUCUCUCAGAAAGCAAAAAUGAAUUGAACCACUUCAACUCGUCAGUACUUGAGGAAAGUUUGCGCCCUGUGUUUACCAUUUCUUACAUGUAAGGCAUCACACUGCCACUUUGUAAGCUCUUUAUCUCCAAGGAACUUCAGAUAUAGAGAACUAUUUUGGCAAGAAUAAAUGAAAACACCGAAAGGUUUAAUUGGAAACCCUGUAUACACACAUUUUGCAUGUUUUCCUCCCGCAAGUAGUUUACUCUUUAUUUUAAUUGGAAUUGAAAGAAGAUCCUCAUCCAUAUGGCCCAUUAUCAUCUGUAUGGCCCAUCCUAAUUAGCAGAAUGAAAUGAGCUUAAGUAGCAAAUUCAAUAUUUUUUGAUCAUCACUUCCUUGUUUUUAGUUUUUUAAAUAUAAAUUGUUCUGUAAUCCGCAGCGUUGGAGUAUUUUCCCAUGUGUUUUAAAUGAUCAUACAUGAUAGAGCAGAAAGUAUUUUCUAUCACAGUUUCUCUUAGGUACUCAUAGAACUCGGUAUGUGCAGGUAGCUUCAGUUUAAUUGGCCAUACAAGCUAUGGCCGAAAGAGCAGCUGUUUGGAAAAAUGAGUAAUGCCGUUCCUGAUCUUGGAAAAUUUGACUUUAUUUUUGCUAAUGAGUAGACCAAGUGCUCUGUGUUCAUGUCUUCCAUUUUUCUUCCUCUCUUACCUGACCCACACGUGCCAAGAGAUAGAUGGUGAUGUUUUAGGCCAGAAGUAUCCUUUAUGAUAGCUUAAGCACACCCUCUUCAUUCCAGUCCUUAAGUUUUGUGUAUCUCAUUAAGAUUUUCCCAAAUAAACACUGAAUUCCCCUUUUCCUGGGUACCACCUCCUCAAGCUGCAAAAUGUACAUACUUUGCAUGCCCCUUGCUUCUACUGCCUAGAGUGUAUGGUAUUCUGGUGGUGUUGACAGGUAUCUGACACUGUGCAUUGUAAAAUAAUUUUUUUUAGAUUUGUGAAAAAUGGCAUAUUGGUCAGUACUCACAUGGACUUUUAAGAGAAAUCACCUUGUGUGGUAGUAUUUUGAAUCUUUGAGACAAAUGGCAACUAUUAAGAAAAUUAUUUUUAAAUAGACUUUAUUUUUUAGAGAAGUUUUAGAUUCACAGCAAAACUGAGAGGAAGGUACAGAGUUCCCAUAUACCCCUGACCCCCGCAAGCACAGCCUACCCCACUAUCAGCAUCUCGCAUUAGAGUGGUGCAUUUGUUAAAAUGAAUGAACCUACAUUGACCCAUCAUUACCCAAAGUCCAUAGUUUACAUUAGGGUUCCCUCUUGAUGUUUUACAUUCUCUGAGCUUUGACAAAUGCAUAACGAUGUGCGUCCACUACCAAAGUUCCAUACAGAGUUGUUUCACUGCCUAAAAACCCUCUGCAAAUGCAACUACUUCAAUAGCCACCACAGAAGUAAAUGUUUUGGCUUUUAGAUAAUAAAUAACAGAGUUCAUUAUUUUAAAAAAAUCUAGAAUUUCAUUUGAGCAGUUUUUUGUGUUCUAUUAAUGCUUUCAAUACCUAAAUUUAUUAUAUGUAAUGUAUUUAACUCAAUUUUUAGUUUAUUUAACUUUUAAUAUUUUUUCAAUAUGUAUAUAAUGUAUAAUUUGAGGGAAAACUAUGACUUCUUGGUUUCUUAUAUGUCUUAGAAUCCUAGGUAAAUAAAGCAAUUUAAAGAAAACCUUUUCAUUUAAAAGACCUUUCAGUUAGAUAAGUAUUGACACAACUAAGAUCUCAGAUAUUUUAAUUAGUGUUUACUUGAGCCUUUUUUGGGUGAAGGGUACUGAGUACAGAUGAUAUUCUUGUUGUUUCUUUGAAGCUUUAUGUAAAAAUAUAAAAAGAAACACACUCUUCUGUUAAUAGCUACUCAUGAGAAAAAAUUAGACGCUGAUAAUAAAAAAUGAGAUACUAUGCAAAAAUCCUUUCUCUUUGUAUUUGCAUAGGCUUCUCUUGACCUUUACCCACUUAUAAGAAGGAGAAAAGAACCAAAAUGAUGCUGGAUGACCAGAGAAAGCCAUGGAAGGGUUCACAUUGAUAGCUGGUAGUUUGCACAGUGCUAACCCUAACAGUGUAUUUAUUUAUUUAUAAGCUUUCCGAUUAAUACAAUUAAAUGGCUGCAGCCCACGUUAAAACAUAACAUCACUAUUUGGCUUUCCUUUGGUUUUGCAUGAUUUUUUUAGAACUCCUAGAGAAAUUACCACUGAAGUGUACCAGUUCAGCUCUUAUCAGACUGUUAAGAAGGAAUCAGUGGGAUGUUGAACAUAUAUUAUGUAAUUGUGGUCUGAAAAUAACCUAAAUUUUUGAAUUUAGGACUGAUGUUUGAAUACAGUUAUGUGAAUUUCUCUGAUACUAACGUACUGAAACUGUAUUUCCCAGCAAAAAUUUCCAUCAUUUCUUUAGUCAAAUUGGUUAUUUACAUUUAUUUAGUCAAAUUGCUUAUUUAUGAAUGAUUUCAGGAAUUUUGAGUCAAUUUCAACUUUUUAUUGCAUGGCAGCAAUGGAUAUUUCAAAGAUAUACAUUUCCUUUGGUGUUUCGUAGGGUAUAUUGGAGGAAAGACCAGAUAAAAUAUGUAUCUAAAAUAGUUAUGAGAACACUGUAUUAAUCAGGGUUUUCCAGAGAAAUGGGACCAAUAGAAAAUAUAUAUAUAUUUUUUACUAUGAGGAAUUGGCUCAUGUGUUUAUGGAAGCUGAGAAAUCCCAUAAUCUGCCAUGCAAGCCAGAGACCCAGGAAAGCUGGAAGGAUAAUUCAGUCUGAAUUCAAAGGCCUGAGAACCAGAGGAACCAAUGGUAUAAACCCCAGUCUGUGGGCAGGAGAAGAUAUUUUUCCAUUCAAGCAAUUAGGCAGGAAAAGAGGGGCAAAUUCCUUCUUUCCCUUUUGUCUAUCCAGGCCUUCAGCAGAUUAAAAGAUGUCCACCCACACUGGAGAGAGCCGUUUACUGAGUCCACUGAUGCACAUGCUAGUCUCGUCUGGAGAAACCCUCACAGACGCACCCAGAAAUAGUGUUUAAUCUGGGCACCCCUGGCCAGUAAAGUUGACACAUAAAAUUAACUAUGAUAGACACUUACUGGUAUUCUCUUGAGGCUUCAGCUAUGCUUGUCCAACAAUAAAUUUCAAAUGCUUGAAGUGUUACCUGAAACAUUGAAUUGAGGAAAGAAUGAUGAAAAGUGGGUGCAAAUGAAGUGCGACGUGCAUUUGGAAAUACAGAUUUAAGGUUAAAAAAGAUAUUAAAAGAGUCAAUGUAGCCCUCCAAAAUUGGGUUGUAUUUUAUGGAUGAUGAAUUGUCUGAAGAUGAAUGCUACCUACAUUUUCAGUAGUUUCCUAGUGGAAAAUGUUUUUUAAAUAAGGAAUUACUGAUUUUUAAAUUUUUUCAUGUAUGAAAAAUCUGAUCCCUAAAAUAGCUAUAUUUUAUUAGUUGUUAAAACUGAUAACCAAAUUAAAUCAUACGACUAUAACUGUGUUAACUAUAUGACCAUAUUAAAUCAUAGGGCUCUGAGGACAGAGGAGAUGUCUAGAAAGAAAGUUCUGUGCAUCUUCUCAGAUGGCUAAAAUGUCUCUGAUUCUAUGCUGUGCGAAAUCACUGAACGAGAUAUGUGUUUGAGAUAUGUGUUUAGAUGAUGUUUAUUCAGUCUUGAUUUUCAUAUUCUCAUGCUGUGGAAUUCGUUUUCUGGGUCACCAUUUUGUAGUUUUUGAAGCAGCAGGAUGAUAAAAAAUAUCUACCCUUCAUGAUAGGACUAAAUUUAUUUUAACAGAGAUAAGUUUGGUGGACUGUGGCUCUUAAUUGUCUUUUAGUUCAAUUUCUGGGUCCUUAAUCUUUCUUGAUUAUACAAUGUAUGGAAACUUGAUCUUGAAACAACUAAAUUUUUAAUUGAGCUAUUUUAUAUAUUUAAUAAUUAAAUGCAAAAAAUCUAUAUAGUUCUCCAUGCAAAGAACACUUCUAGGUACUUUCAGGGGUACAAAGAUAAAUAAGCCAUCACUCUUUACCCUGGGGUUUUAUAUUUUAGUAGAGAAAUAAUAUAAAGCAGAAAUGUAGUAGAAAGCAGGAUUUGAGGUAUGGACAAAGUGCUUUAGAGGCCCAAAUAAAGAAUUAAGUGCAGCUCAAGGAAUUAGGAAAGGUUUGGUAUGUCCCUGAUCUGAAGCACACAAAUCAGGCAGAUUGGUAGCACUAUGAAUUCCUGAUCACUGAGUCUGCCUAACUAGCAAUCUUACUUCAUUUCUUUUGUCAGCUGACUCGCUGUGAAAAAGUUUAUUCUCCCUUCCACUCUCUUCUAACCUUCAAUCCACCUGCUCCUUUCUUUACUCUUCGUAGAUCUUAUUUUGUGCUUUACAAGGAAAGCAAUGUCAGGCAUUCCUUCAACUUCCCACCGUCAUAUCCACAAGCUGAUUUUUGCCUAUAUCCAUCUUCGGUUGUGUUAGAAAGUCAGCCCUUGCUUGUGAAUUCUGGUGCAAGCCUCUCUGCUUUUUCAGGGAUCUCAUUGUAUUUAUUGUGCCUGUUCUCUCCUGUUUCUUGAACCUCUUCUUCUCUGCUUUAUUCUUCUUAGCAUCAUCCAAACCUCCCUGGUGCAUGCAUGACUGUCUCAAAAUAGGUUGGUGAUGCGUUCAAUGGAAAGAACUCAACACACCAUAAUGUGGGGGUUAGGUUUCUGCACUGAUGAAGGAACCUCUGGAAACAUAAUGCAGAGUCACGGCAGCGCACUCCCUGUGGAGAUAUGUCUUCCCAGGUCCCCAGAGUUCGCCUUGGGGCAGGCUGCUGUGAACGAGUCUCCAUGUGGCCAGUGAAGAUUCCCAGAAGCUCUUUUUGCAUUCUGACAGGAGUUUUUAUUCUUUCCUCAUUUUCCUUCUCCCACCUGACCAUUCAUUCCAAGCAUAGCCUUCAUUUCUGCUUACUUGGCAGAUGUUAGUAACUAGUAGAAAAUAUUCCCAAUAAA
This is a messenger RNA of Equus quagga, 7035 nucleotides long. It is a transcript of the gene TC2N, whose product is annotated as tandem C2 domains, nuclear. The record is from RefSeq and is a predicted model, not a curated record. Bases 160 to 1632 code for a protein of 490 amino acids. Gene Ontology annotation, cellular component: nucleus. NCBI's taxonomy places the organism in Eukaryota, Metazoa, Chordata, Mammalia, Perissodactyla, Equidae. The transcript has 12 exons.